This is a messenger RNA of Cyclospora cayetanensis, 3804 nucleotides long. RefSeq lists its product as uncharacterized. Lineage: Eukaryota; Apicomplexa; Conoidasida; Eucoccidiorida; Eimeriidae. The record is from RefSeq and is a predicted model, not a curated record. Gene Ontology annotation, biological process: protein polyubiquitination; ubiquitin-dependent protein catabolic process. The transcript has 13 exons. Gene Ontology annotation, molecular function: ubiquitin protein ligase activity.
AUGCACAGAGUGCAGGCGAGACGGAUUUCCUUUUGCUUCGAUCCAUGCAGUGCAGCACACAACACACGGGAUGGAGAGCGGCUUCUUGCCGCUGCUGCAAUCUUGCCUCCACCCACGGCGGUUCCGCCAGCAGGCACAACCGCUGAGGAUUCCUCUACCUGUGCGUUGCAUGUGGCAGUGCUGCGCGCGCUGUCUUUACACUACAGGAAUUUGGUGCUGCUGCAACACAGCACACCAGCAGGGGAUAACCAGCAGCGCCGACAUCAGAAAAAGCCUCCUUUGUUGCUCGUCGAUGGUGAUGUGCGCUUCUGCUACGGCUGGCGCGGCAGCGCUCUUGCCCCCGCAGGUCAAGCGCGCUUUGGCCUUCGAGCAACACGACAGAUAGCAGCAGCUGCCGCUGCUGCUAGCGCGAGCAGCAGCGUUCCCCUGGUAGGACGACUGCCACUGGCGCUGCUGCCUGUGGAGGGGAGCCCUCAAUGGAGGCAGCAAGCGGCUGCAUGCGCCGCAGAGACAGUGCGGCUGCUGCUGCAGCUGCUGCGCUUUGACCUACAGCAGCAGCGACUACAACACAAGCAGAGCCAAAGCGUCUUCCACAGCGCACUCUGGCGACUUCUCGGCUUAGGCCAUUGCAUUGCAGCGCAAAUUGGAGAUUACGUUGCUUCUGCUAUUAUUGCACCUGCAGCUGCAAGGGCAGUGCUUGAAGAUCCAGAUACAACAACGCAAGCAGCACGACAUGAUGCAGGUCCUACCGCUGAGGACGUUCUCUUGCUGCUUCGGCAUUUCUUCCGCGCCGAAGCCGUCGCCACUGGUAGGCUUGCUGCCGCUGUUUCUCUCCGUGAUUACCGCAGAUUCUGUGACGCCUGCUUUUUCCCCCCUUGUGUAUUCGCUGCCGCUGGUCUUGCUGCUUGCGCCACGGAUCCCUGCUUGGUGCAGACGGAGCUCCUUCUGCACAUGUUUGGCUGGCCGCUGCUGCUGCCUUCCUUUGCUGUUGGAGGGGGGGAGAAGCAGCAGCAGCAACAGCAGCGGGAGAAAGAGGAGCAGCAGCAGCAGCAGGUGCUCUUGCAGGACGAAGCCCUUGCAUCCCUCGAGGAGCUCCUCUUCAGCGCUGCCGAUGCAGCAACCGAUCGGAGUGCUGCUGCAGCAGCCACUGCCGUUCCCGCAGUCGCAGCCUUCCCCGCAAUGCGAAGUGCUGGCACUAUCGUGUCUGCAGCAAGUGCUGCUGAGGCUCUGCAUCGGGAAGCCCCUUUUCUUCGGUCUAAGCUGGAAAAGCAGGUCCAGGAACGUACGGUGCCAGCGAGUAGUACGCAGCAGAGAGAAAGAGAGAAGCUGCCACACAGGCGUCAACUGCUGGAGCACUGCGCCGCCGAGGUUCUCCAACUCAACUCGUUGUAUGAGGCUUUGAGGCGCGUCUACCCGUUGCAGCAGUCUGCAGCAGCAGCAGCAAGUGCCCCCUCAAUGAGGCUUGGCGUAUGCGUGGCUGGAAACUUGCUGUCUAUGCUCUCUCUUCGGCGGCAGCGACUUGCCAGUGCCGCUCCAGCAGGGGCAGCAGCCUCCUUUUCAUGCCCCUUGUGGUUUCUGGCAUCCCUUCGUCUCUGCGGCUGGGCGUGCCCCUUCGAUCUGCUGCGCUCCAGUCUAUUGAGCCCAGAGGAGCAGCGGGCACAGCAGCUCCCACAGCAGCUCUUUCCCCCCAGCACAGCACCCCCGGAUGAGGUGGUAAGCGCGCUCGCCGUUGCUGCUGUUGCUGCUUUCGCGAGGUCGUAUGUCCGCGGCAUUGUUUGGGGGGGGGAGUUGCUAACGCGCGGUCUUGCCUCCGCCUCUCAGGACUCAUUGCACGCUCUUCAGUUGCUGACUUUGCUGUGCUCGCCGCAGCUGAGGCGCCAGUUGGUUGUUCUUACAGAAGGGUGGGCUGUCGAUGCAUUCUUCACUGCUGCACAAGCUGCUCCUCCUACAGAGGUGGCAGGAGUAACAGCAGAAGAAACGACAGAACUCGAAUCAGACUCUGAAAGCGAAGCAGAGGAUCAAGACAGCACCGCCAACAUCCACAGUCACUGCUGGGAGCACAAGUAUUCAGGUCAGUUGGCGCUUCACGCUACGAAUUAUGGUGUCUUGAAGUGGGGUGAGGACACAGCUAAAUGUUAUGCGCCUCCAGUGGACGGCCUGUGCUGCACCCCACCAGAGCUAGCCGCUUGUGGGCGCGUUUUUUUCACCGCAGGUGCUGAGCGGCUUAUACUGAAUGCUCUCUCCGUUAGUACCCCGCUUCCCCUGAGGCUUCUUCGAGCCAUCAAGACUUUCGUAAGCUUGCCGCGCCGCUGCUUAGAGUAGCGAGACAGCCACACGAGCAGAAGCCUUGCUUCACGUUGGGGAGCUGCGGCUCUGGAAUGCAGGUGUGGCAAAUCGGUCGACCGCUUCUUCGGGUGUGUUGGACAGCCCCCCGAGUUUAACAGCCAAUGGGGAGAAGCGAUGACCGACGACUCCGAAUUGUUGGAGGAAACAGGGGAGGAUCGGAUCAUCUCUGGGAACGGCGGCAGCAGCGUUGGAUUUUCCUUAAGGCGCAGCGACCUGCGGUGGCUGUUGCUGACAUUGAAUCGUCUCGCCUGGCUUCUCUUGCGAGCUGCGUGCGCAUCCGCUUGCCCGCAGCAGCAGCAGCAGCAGGGAAAGCAGGAGUUUUCAGCGUUCCUUCCCGUUCCACUUGGAGCCAGCAAUAAGAGCAGCAGCAGCGGAAGGCGAGGAUGUAGACGAGACCGGUUGUGGCAGUUGGUUCCUGGAGUCCUACGGGAGCUGCUAGAUCUUAAUGGGAGGGUAUCUCUGGUGACGUACGAGGAGCUGGUGCUGCCUGAUGGUCCUGCCUCCUUGAUUAUGUCCGCUGCUGGAGGGCAGAGACUUCCUGCUCUGUGGGAGUGCCUCGUGUGGUGCAUGCGGGGGGGAGACGCGGCUGCAGCAGCUGCUGUUGCCUCUCCUGGCAAUAACAUCAAUAGCAGCAACUCUGCGGCCGGAGCAACAACGCCCUCAGGGCGAGGACACCUCGAGAUGCCUCUUCCAAGCUUCCGCCUGUCAAAUCUCCCCACGAGGCUCCUUGCUUCAUCGUUGGUCUACGUGCCUCAUACCAUUGCCUUCCAGGAUAGGCUGGCGGUGUUCUAUCAGCUUUUGGCCUUCGAACGUGGGGACUCUUCUUCUGCAUUUCUCCAUCGACGCUGCUUUCAGAUCAGGAGAACGCACAUUGUUGAAGAUGGACUCUCUGCAUUGCUCAAUGGAGAUAUAAUGCGGGGAUUCCAGGUGGAGUUUAUCACCGCCGAAGGAACCCCUGAGGCUGGCAUUGAUGGAGGAGGGCUCUUAAAAGAGCUUAUAGUGGAGCUGUCUCGACGUGCGUUCGACCCUGCUUACGGGCUCUUCAAUACAUGCUCGGACAACACCCUCUUCCCCAAUCCCUCUGUGGAGCUCCUCCAUUCCAAUUUUGCAGAGCUCUUUGUCGCAAUGGGGAAACUCGUCGGCAAGGCCGUAUUUGAAGGAAUACUCAUAGAGCCUCAGUUGAACCGUGUGUUUUUGAAGCUGUUGCUUCGCCGGCCUUGUCGUUUGGACGAUAUCAAAAGCCUUGACCCUUCUGUACAUCGGAGCCUUAUGUUGCUCAAGAAGUACACGGGUGAUGCUACGGAGCUGUCCCUGACGUUUUCUAUUAUGCGUUCCGAGUUUGGAAGCCAAGAGGAAGUAGACCUCAUCCCCAAUGGGCGCAAUAUCCCCGUUACCAAGUACAGUGCUGCUGCUGUUAACUUUUCUCUUGCUCCAUCUGCCAGCGCUGCUCCUCGCUAA